Messenger RNA from Ctenopharyngodon idella (grass carp), 1333 nucleotides. RefSeq names its product mitochondrial ribosomal protein S34 (gene mrps34). Gene Ontology annotation, molecular function: structural constituent of ribosome. Lineage: Eukaryota; Metazoa; Chordata; Actinopteri; Cypriniformes; Xenocyprididae. The record is from RefSeq and is a predicted model, not a curated record. Gene Ontology annotation, biological process: mitochondrial translation. Bases 293 to 952 code for a protein of 219 amino acids. Gene Ontology annotation, cellular component: mitochondrial small ribosomal subunit; mitochondrion. The transcript has 4 exons.
UUUGUAUUUAUUUAAUUCAUUAUUCUUCUUUUGGCUCUGGCCGUAGUGCUUUGCGUUCACCCAUUUAUCUAAUACCUUGUGAUUUGCUGUAACACGUGCAGCAUGUGUGCACGAGACUAUGCAGCUAGUCCGUUGAAAGUUGUUGCUGUUCAGAUGUUUCUGUUAGAUAUAUUGUACAUUUUACAUUAACAUACGUCCAAAAUAAUGAGGAAAUAUUGGCAAAAUUGAUACUUAACGGUUCCUGAAUAAUACGCGGUGUCAUCAAUGGAGAGAUCAAAGCUACAACUGCAACAUGGUAAAGAAAAAGCGUCUGAGGCUUAUAGCCGAGAUGGCACGGAAGAUCCGGGCCUACCGGGAGCUGAAGAAUCGGCCCCAGGACUCUCAGCGCUAUGCCUUAGACUACGACACCAUGACGCGGCCCUUUACUGGCAAAAAGCUGCCAGUGUUGGCUUGGAAGGAUGUGCGGAGAGAAACCCGCCUCUUUACAUUACUAGCUGGCAUGCGCAUGUUUGGUGUGGGUCGACUCUUCACACGCAAAUCAUGGCUGGACGAGCAUACAGAGCCAUGCUACUGGAAAAUAACAAAAGUCAAGGUGGAUUAUACAGCAGAGAACAUGGAUCAUGGGAAAGCAUGGGGUAUUCUAACAUUUAGAGGUAAAAAGGAGCCUGCAGAGCGUGAAGUGGAUAAAGUAAUGUAUCAUGACUGGCGACUGGUGCCCAAACAUGAAGAAGAGGUCUUCAAGCACUGUGAACCUGUCCCUGAGCCCCCUGUCCGUUAUGUGAAAUACCCGCCCCUGCUGCGUGCCAUGAUCCUGGCCCAGCAAGCCAAACAGCUGGGUGUGGAUGUCAGCACUAUCCCAGAGCCCUCUCUACCAUUGAAACGGGAUGUUUUGCUCAAUUAUGAGUACUUCAGGAGUCAGGAUGAGAAGAAACAAGAGGGUACACCUGUCUGAUGCUCAGGUCCACUUGAAGGUCAUGCUGUGGAGAUCUGAGUUCUGUUGCAGUGGUCUUGAUGGGAACUUCUCUUGCUCCUAAUUUGAUGGGCACUGCUUGCAGUAAAAGACUUGUUUGUGAUUAAUGCUAUGUUUUAUUAGAACAAAAUAUAGCUAUAUUUUCAUCCAUCUUCCUUGGAUCAUGUCGCUAUUUACUGAGGAAGAAAAAAGGAGAUUUCUUUAGCACAUUUGGACAGGUGACCAAUAGAAGAAUCCUCUGUGGAAAGACUCUUCAUUUUUAAUAUCUGUGUUAAUAUAUGUGUAAUAUUCUUUACAAUAUGUAAGCUAAAUAUGUUUAAGUUGUAUGCAUUACAGAUAUAGAAUAAAAAUGGCUAAACUGAA